AUGCGUCUGAUGCCGAACUUUGACCCUGGACAGGAAGCCUUUGGUGCCCUAUUACGAGAAUUCGCGCGGACCAGCGAAGUCGACAUGCAACAGAUAUUACAAGCUCUUUAUCUUACAGCCAUACACCGCGGGUUAUACAAUGAGAUCAUCCCCCUCCUCUACGAGAGCGGCCUCUCUCAACAAUGCGCUGGAUGGCGACAUGCGUUCAUACAUCGCAACGAUUUACCCCCGCCGAAUACCGAGUCACAGCCGUAUCUAAGGUUUCUUGCCCGCUACUACCCAACCAUCACCCUCGAACUGGAGGAACAGGUUGUCAUUGGCUUGAACUCCCAGGCCUACUGGGACGCCCAGGACGAAUCAUUAUGGGAUGCCAUUCAUGACACACAUGGCGAUGAGAGUGGGCCUCCGGGAAGACAGCACAGUGACAAACUUGGAGCUCGGUGGUUUGCAAGCUCUUGGGUGCCUCUUGACUUUGCAAUUCAUGCCGUUCACGCCCUUGGGGUGCACCACAUUGGCCCUCUGUCACUCCAGUCAAUUGCCUUGCGCGAACCGACGGCCAAAGGGGUCUUGGCCCGGAUCGAACAGCUACGGACAGUCAAUAUUGGCAUUGGGCAUUCAGCCUACGCAUGGGUGCUCAAACGAUUUGCCGAAAAUAAUGAGGACGAGCUUCUCGCGGAACUGCUGCACACCGACAUACAUCCAGACGUCUUCGACGACCCCGCGAUGCUUGCCAGCAUUCGUGACAAGGCCUUUGAUGAGGGAGACUGGAAAACACAUCGGUUGUUGCUGUCUGUCCAGCCCGCAAUGGUGGAAGACUCGGUCGACUCGACGUCGAACAUCUUGUUGCACCAUUUUGUCGACGAAGGGAGGUUCAAACAAGCUUUGGCUUUGCUGGAUGAAAUGCGAACGAUGGAUAUCGAGGUCCAUGCAUCAACGAUACAGCACAUCUGUGCGAGUCUUCUCGACCCCUUGCCAUGGAACCCAAAGACAACCACACUCAACCAGGAGGCGUUUUCCACAGCCAUUGCCUUUCUUACACGCCUGACACUAUUGCAGAAGCCUCUACACUCGCGGUACUGGCAGAAGGUACUCUUCGGGCUCGGCAAAUUCGGCCGCUUCGACGUGUUGGAGGAAGUCAGCCUUGGCAUAUUGGACACGUACCGGCAUCUUUGCAUCUCCAAUGCCGGACUACUUCCGGUCCAUCCGCUGGAUGCACCGCCGUUGGGCGAAGAGAGCUCGGCCAGAAACGUUUUUGUUCCGACAGACUUGCCCAUAUCCCAUGAGCAGCACCCCAUGCGCCGAAUCUUUGACAACCCUGCUCUACACGCCGCCAUUGUCCGUUGGGGAUUCAAAGCCGGCGGGUCGCGAUGUCUCGAUCUUGCGGGGAAUUGCCUCUCGGAUACGGAGGCUCCAGGCGGCGGGUUCCCUCUCGCCCGAGGUGUGCGAUUGCUCGCGGUACUGAAUGAGCGAGGCAUCCCGUUCCGAACGUCUGUUGUCCAAGACGAGGUUGUCAAAUGCCUGGCUCGGACGUACCUCGGCCAAGUCAACAGCGUGCCUAGGGUGCAUGCGGGAUUGCCCCCGUUGAGUAGCAUUCGGGAGCUUUUCAACAAGGCGGCUGGACGCAGGCUGUUGCCAGGGGUCGCAGAACUACAAGACCUCAUGACGGAGGCACGGGGAAGGCAAAGGAAAGGAUCAUGA
Molecule: messenger RNA, 1698 nt
Organism: Colletotrichum fioriniae
Lineage: Eukaryota; Fungi; Ascomycota; Sordariomycetes; Glomerellales; Glomerellaceae
Source: RefSeq, a predicted model, not a curated record